Molecule: messenger RNA, 222 nt
Organism: Alternaria burnsii
Lineage: Eukaryota; Fungi; Ascomycota; Dothideomycetes; Pleosporales; Pleosporaceae
Exons: 2
Coding region: 1-222 (73 amino acids)
Source: RefSeq, a predicted model, not a curated record
AUGCCAUGGGCAUUAGCUAUUUUCGGGUCGAUUUUGUAUGGAAAGGGUCUAGUCAGGGCAGAUGUUAACGACACUAUGAUGACGUCCUACGGUACCCACAUGUGCAACCGUUGCGAAAAAUCAGUCACGAUGCACGUGGAGGAUGUGUCCAAGAUCUCACGAUGGUUUGGCUGGGGAUGGAAAGGGGAAGAAAAUUUCUUCGUUGUGCCAUGGGGUAUAUAA